AUGGACGAACUGUAUCAGCACCUCAAAAUGAUGGACUACAUCAUUAUAUGCCUCACGAACAAGUACCGACUUGUUCACAACUAUGUCAAAGGAGUAGCAGACAUCUUUGCAGUGACGAUUGAUGAAUAUCAUAAGCUCAUUCAGAAGAUCACUUCUCUGUACAAAGAGAGCCUUUACAACUCGGUCCAUGCUAACCUCGUCCAGCUGAGGAAAGAUGUGGAGAGGCAACGGGCGCACGAUAAAAACCUCACGGAGAUAAAAGAGAAUCUAAGGAGGGCAAUCAAACUGACCAAAACGGGUGACAUUUGCGCUGCAGUGGAAGCUGAAGAGAAGAGGCAAAUUCAAAUAGACACCACGCUCAAAAUGGACCCCCCCUACGACACGGCAGCCCUGUACAAAUUUAGGCACUACAGGAACGCCUUCCUCAAGAGGUACUCGACGAUAACGAAGAACGGCAACUACUUGAAUGCAAAUGAGCAAAGGAAACGCUUUCUGCGGAAGUUGAAGAGAUCGGCGAAGGUCACCCAAGGGAGGACAGACCAAGCCGAUGGAAUCUUCAAAGACGAAUACAAAAAUAUGAGUAGAAUUGUGAUUGAAAACCACAUCUUUAGAGAGUCCCAGCAACUGAAGGAGGUAUUAAUUGCAAAUAAAUUUCUCCGCAAAGCCAAGGGCAUAGUGAACGACGUGCCUCAGUUUCUGUGUAAGAUUAUAGAAGAAUUCGAGAAGACGGAGUCGGUUGCGCAGGACAACAUGUACCUCUUCGUCUUGCUGGCUCUGAACAAGUGGCUGAAGAAGAUAGUCUCCGAGUGCGAGCGCUUCAUCUCAUUGAACAAGACCAAGGGGUACAAGAAAAAAACGGAGUGCGUGGAGAUUCACAAGAAGAUGAGCGAUUACAUGAAUGACAUCCUGCAGAGGGGAGCCGAGCAGACCAUGGUCUUUAGCGAAGAGAAGGGUGGUCUGUUCCCCUACCCAGAAAACAUCAGUUUCAAUGUGAACACAUCCUUCCUAACGUACUUCUUUCUAUAUAUGAACAAAAACUUAUUCAAUUUUGUGGAGGGUUUCUACUCCACCUCUACGAGGAAGGGGUCGGGACAGAACAAUAAAAAAAAAAGGGUCAAAUUAAUCAAGUGUCAUUCGACAGCAAAGGAGAGUAGCCUCUACAUGAGUAGCGACAUGUACAGCUACCAGUUUCGGAACGAGCACGAGGAGGAUUGCGAGGAGGGGGAGCAGCAGGAGGAGAGGAAGAAGAAUAAGAACAACUGCAAUAAGAACAACCACAACAAGAACAACAGCCACAACAACAGGGAGAACCCCCAUCUGUCCAAUUUGACGUUCCGCAUCAACCGAGAAGACAUGUACCCGAACAUCUUUCUAAUCUGUAAUUAUCUCCUCCUGGAAGAGACAAAAAAAAUCAUCACAUCGAUUUAUCAGAUUCAGAGGGGCUCCUUUGACCUCCUUCUAUGCUACGAUGCUUCCGUGAUUAUUCAGCUGGUGAUCCGUCUGUUUGCAAAUUUGAAGGAGCUCUUCGCCUGGGGCAGCUUCCACAGUUCGGCAGUGACGCAGCUAAUACCGCCAAGCAUGGCGCUAAUACCGCCACACAGGGCCGAAGAGGAAGAAGAACUCGACUGCGAUGACCUCCGCAAGUGCAUUUCCGAAACGAAGAUAAAUUACGUCACCUCAAAUUCAUACGUCAAAUGUGUAGGCCACAUAAGAUUGAUGCUCUUGAAUGUGUUGAAAAUCCUCCAUACGAUGACAAAAGAGAGCGGUACCAGUUCUGUGUGUACCUUCUGGGACAAGGCGCACGUCCUCAUGGGGGGGGAGAACCAACCUGAUGUGGAAUCCCCUGCCCGUGGAGAGGGACGUACUACUGAUACAAACCAACAUCGGGAGAGCUACACACACGAACGAGACCACCUCAUACCUAUAAAAAAUGGGUGCAAUAAAAAAAAUUGCUACUUCUUUUGUAAGGAAAAACGGACUGACGAUCCGAAGGAUGGACUAACGCAACAAACGGAGGAACACACCAAUAGAGCCAUACAAAGGAGGAUUCUAUGUUACGAUUUUUACAAAUCAGUGAUCGACCACAUCAAGGCGGUUAAGGUGCUAAUCGAAAACAGGAGUAACAGGGAGGAGCACACGGGAAUUCUGCUUAAGAGGAACAAUCGGUACAACAUCGACGGAGGAAUUGGCAGAUAUACAAGAUCUGGUGGAGGCACGAAGGGAAAGAACAGUACCCUCGCUCGCGGACGUCACCCAGCAGUGAGGAAGCCCUCCCAAAUGGUUGGCACGGCGACCGGGGUAAGCAACGAGCCGGUACAUCUCGACCCAACAGAUGGUAAAGCCUUCCCUCAAAUUGGAAAUAAACCCAACUGGAAGGGUAAAGCAGCCCAGAGAGAUCGCCCCAGGGCUGCCUCAAAAAAGGGAACCCAGUCAAGUGUUACCCCCUCAGCACCAGCAACAGCAACCCACGCACAAGUGGCAAAAAGGGAGAUGCCCAGAAAUCAGAUCCCCAAAAUGGGAAAAGGACUAUCAUCUACCAGACUCACUUCACAGGAUACACGAAAUAGAACGAAGGCUCCCCCUAAGUCGGUGUUAAAUACGGGGAAGACGAGCGCUGCUUCCUCCAAGCAGUAG
Molecule: messenger RNA, 2634 nt
Organism: Plasmodium inui San Antonio 1
Lineage: Eukaryota; Apicomplexa; Aconoidasida; Haemosporida; Plasmodiidae
Exons: 5
Coding region: 1-2634 (877 amino acids)
Source: RefSeq, a predicted model, not a curated record